This is a messenger RNA of Arabidopsis lyrata subsp. lyrata, 1350 nucleotides long. Its product is annotated as RHOMBOID-like protein 10, chloroplastic. Gene Ontology annotation, molecular function: serine-type endopeptidase activity. Bases 77 to 1078 code for a protein of 333 amino acids. Gene Ontology annotation, cellular component: chloroplast membrane. The transcript has 9 exons. Lineage: Eukaryota; Viridiplantae; Streptophyta; Magnoliopsida; Brassicales; Brassicaceae. The record is from RefSeq and is a predicted model, not a curated record.
AAUGUAAGAGAAGGCAAAAGGGCAAAAAAUAAAAAAUCAAAGGUCCCAUUGUUGGGAAAUCAAGGAGGAGGAGGAGAUGGUAUCAAUGUCAUUAUCUCAUCAUAAUCUCUGGCCACCGGAAUCUGGAUCUUCGGCGUUUCGUGGUUUCGCAACCGCCGCUUCCGUACACGCCUGCCACCAUGUUAGCCGUCACCUCCGCCUUGGCUUCCAUCUUCGCUCUUCCCUUCAGAAACUGCAGCAUUUUUCUGAUGAUGCAAGAAUGGAGUUUGCAAGAUACCAAAGAGUGAUUCUAUUCAAUGGGGCUAAUUUUCUCAAGUCUAGAGUUGAUAUCCGAUUGUCCCCAUCUUCGUCAUUUGUAUGUUUCUUUAAUGGUGGAGAGAGUAGGAUCAACCCUAGAGGAGGUGAGCAAGGAUCGGAGACUUCCAAGAGAAACACAGUUAACGGACGCAGAUGGACUAAUGUCCUCCUUGCCAUUAACGUUAUAAUGUGUAUUGCACAAGUUGCAUCCGAUGGGAAAGUGCUGACAUGGGGAGCCAAGAUAAACAGUUUAAUCGAAAGAGGUCAGCUAUGGAGACUGGCUACAGCUUCUGUUCUUCAUGCGAAUCCUAUGCAUCUCAUGAUAAAUUGCUAUUCUUUGAAUUCUAUUGGACCAACUGCUGAGAGUUUAGGUGGUCCAAAGAGAUUUCUUGCCGUUUACUUGACAUCCGCAGUUGCAAGUUCAGCUAUGAGCUACUGGUUCAACAAAGCGCCAUCAGUUGGUGCUUCGGGUGCAAUUUUCGGAUUGGUUGGUUCGGUAGCGGUAUUUGUUAUAAGACACAAACAGAUGGUCAGAGGUGGAAAUGAAGAUCUAAUGCAGAUAGCUCAAGUUAUUGCCCUAAACAUGACAAUGGGUCUAGUGUCCAGACGCAUAGAUAACUGGGGACAUAUUGGUGGCUUGCUUGGUGGAACCGCAAUGGCAUGGCUUCUAGGACCACAAUGGAAGUAUGAGUACACGACAAGAGAUGGUCGGAGAGUCUUCAUGGACAGCGCUCCUAUUCCACUCCUUUUGCGGUGGAGAAAUGAACAGCGACGUCUGUGAUUGGAGGCCAAGGAAGCUGAACACUUCCUCUCUCUCUUAAUGCCGUGUGCCAGUAUGAAUAUAGGGAUUGAAUGUAUUUUGAACGAUUUGAUCCUUGGUUAAAAAUACAGCUUUAUUAUACUAGUAAACAGUUGAUGCUUGAUAUCAUAGAGGCUUUUAUAAGAGCCAUCCUAGGAUCAAUUGGUGGAUUGGCAAAGGGUAGUUUUGUACAUUAAAAUCUUUCUUUCAGGGGUUGCAUCAUCUUCCCUGAUAGGUAGCGGUUUAUGUUUCCA